AUGGGCACAAAACGAAAGCUCGCCGAGGGUCAGGUUGAAGACCUCACAUUCGACCCCUCCGCCCGACAGGAAUACCUUACGGGUUUCCACAAGCGCAAAUUAGCUCGCAAAGAGUCCGCGCGCGAACAGGCGAUCAAGCGAGAGAAGGAGGCGAGGGUUAAGGAGAGGAAAGCACUCCGCGACCAACGAAAAGAAGACCUCGAACAACAUGUCAAAGCCGUGAACGAGGAAUUGCGAAAACAGAAUGCUUUCGUCAAUGGAGAAGAUCUCUCGGACGAGGAUGAGGACGAGGAGUGGGAGGGCAUCGAUGAGGGCGCAGUCCAGGCUCAAGAGGCGGAGCAGUUGCCUGAAGAUGAGGAAUAUGUGGACGAGGACAAGUACACGACUGUGACGGUUGAGGCUAUGGGGGAAGAUGAGGAAGGAGAGGAAUAUGUGGACGAGGACAAGUACACGACUGUGACGGUUGAGGCUAUGGGGGAAGAUGAGGAAGGAGAGGAAGAUGAUGACGCGGCAGAGAAGAAGGCUGCUUCGGUUGCUGGGAAGGAGACUAAGAAGAAGAAGCCUUGGGGGAAAGGGAAAGAUGGAGAGAAGCCCAAGAAGAAGAAAUUCCGGUAUGAGAGCAAGGCAGAACGACAAGUCACUAGGCAGAAGCAGAAAUCGAAAGGUCGAGCUGCGAAGGCUCGACGGGAGAAAGGUUGA
Molecule: messenger RNA, 699 nt
Organism: Zasmidium cellare ATCC 36951
Lineage: Eukaryota; Fungi; Ascomycota; Dothideomycetes; Mycosphaerellales; Mycosphaerellaceae
Exons: 2
Coding region: 1-699 (232 amino acids)
Cellular component (GO): nucleolus
Molecular function (GO): RNA binding
Source: RefSeq, a predicted model, not a curated record